Messenger RNA from Pecten maximus, 7186 nucleotides. Its product is annotated as mothers against decapentaplegic homolog 4-like. Gene Ontology annotation, biological process: SMAD protein signal transduction; anatomical structure morphogenesis; regulation of transcription by RNA polymerase II. Bases 174 to 1901 code for a protein of 575 amino acids. The transcript has 13 exons. Gene Ontology annotation, cellular component: heteromeric SMAD protein complex. NCBI's taxonomy places the organism in Eukaryota, Metazoa, Mollusca, Bivalvia, Pectinida, Pectinidae. Gene Ontology annotation, molecular function: DNA-binding transcription factor activity, RNA polymerase II-specific; RNA polymerase II cis-regulatory region sequence-specific DNA binding; I-SMAD binding. The record is from RefSeq and is a predicted model, not a curated record.
CUUCGACGCAUGCGCACUUGUUAUUUUGGUUUCACUCGCGCCAUGAAAAUGUGACAAGACGGCAAAAUUAUUUUGUAAAUGGUGCAUUAUAUCAGGAUCGGUUUACAUAGUUAAAGAGUUAUCUGGGAGACAACAGAAAGAUUUCUUGAUCUGGGUCACCGAAGAGCUUCAUUAUGUCCUCUCAGGCCCCGACAUCGGCGGAUGCCUGUUUGAGCAUUGUUCACAGUCUCAUGUGCCACAGACAGGGAGGAGAGAGUGAAAGUUUCGGAAAACGAGCAAUUGAAAGCCUGGUGAAAAAAUUAAAGGAGAAAAGAGAUGAGUUAGAUAGUUUGAUAACGGCCAUCACAACAAAUGGAGCUCAUCCAACUAAAUGUGUAACCAUACAAAGAACGCUAGAUGGAAGACUACAGGUUGCUGGAAGGAAAGGAUUCCCACAUGUUAUAUAUGCCCGUAUAUGGAGAUGGCCAGACCUACACAAGAAUGAGCUAAAGCAUGCUAAGUUCUGCCAGUACGCGUUUGACCUGAAGCAGGACAGCGUGUGUGUUAACCCAUAUCACUAUGAGAGGGUUGUCUCCCCUGGCAUAGAUUUAUCUGGUCUGACAAUACAACAUGCACUGCCGAUUAUUACAGCGCCCCCUAGCAGACUAGUGAAGGAUGAAUACCAGGGAGGUAACCAGCACCCAGCUAUAGAAGCAGGGGACAGCUGCCAGACCAUCCAACACCCACCUCAGGACAGCUUCACCAAUCGCGGACUUCCGUCGUCGGCACUCGGUCAGGGUUCACCGAGCCCACAGUCCACUGGGCAGCAUCAGCCACACCACCAGACCGUUCCUCAGCACUCUAACACCAUAGGGGGGCGAGGUGGCCCCUCCCAGGGGGCAGGGCCCGCAGGAUCGGUCUCUGUCCCCAUCCAGCACACUCCCCUGUCCCCCCAGGCUCUUUCGCCUCAACCCGCAGCUUCCAGUAGCAUUGGUUUGUCGUCUCCACUCGCCGAAAACUACUCACAAAUACCUCAUUCUAGCCAGGCCAACCUGAGUCCGUUCCCUAGAAACUCUUCCAGUGCAACUUGGGCCGGCAGCAGUACAGCUACUUAUACACAGACACAGGACCCACAGUUCUGGAACAACAAUCAUUUACAGACGUCUGACAACAUACCUCUUCCUCCCUUAACCAAUCAACAACCUCCUGAAUUUUGGUGCACCAUUACGUAUUUUGAGCUGGAUCAACAGGUCGGGGAGACAUUCAAGGUUCCGUACAGCUGUUCCACAGUGACUGUUGAUGGCUACACUGAUCCUUCCAGUCUCGACCGUUUCUGUCUCGGACAGUUAUCAAACGUACACCGAACAGAGGCUAGUGAACGAGCGAGGUUACACAUAGGUAAGGGCGUACAGCUGGACUAUCGAGGGGAAGGAGAUGUCUGGAUACGCUGCGUCAGUGACCACAGCGUCUUCGUCCAGAGUUAUUACCUUGACCGUGAGGCUGGACGUGCUCCUGGCGAUGCUGUUCACAAAAUAUACCCCAGCGCAUACAUUAAGGUAUUUGAUAUUCGACAAUGCCAUCGACAGAUGCAGCAACAAGCGGCUACUGCACAAGCUGCGGCCGCGGCUCAAGCUGCCGCAGUGGCAGGAAAUGUCCCGGGGCCGGCCUCUGUUGGGGGUAUAGCACCAGCUGUCGGCCUGAGUGCAGCGGCUGGUAUUGGUGUAGAUGACCUCAGACGACUGUGUAUACUACGCCUGAGUUUUGUGAAGGGCUGGGGACCUGACUACCCUCGCCACAGUAUUAAAGAAACGCCAUGCUGGAUAGAAGUUCAGCUCCAUCGGCCACUGCAGCUUCUGGAUGAGGUUCUACAGACGAUGCCACUGAGCAGCGAAGUACGGCCACGCGGCUUCUUCCUGGGCUAAAGAGUGACUCUCAUCAAUAUGGUUAAUCAUAUUGCCACCAAAAUUGUUUACAAACUUACCAGUUAGACAAUGCAUGCUCUAGUUCUCAGAUGAAGAUGAAGCAUUUACUGAACUCACUGCCAUAACUCAUAAUGAAGGGAGUUAACCAUGUUUGGUAAACUUUCCAACUAAGAAGUGUUCGACUCUUGUAUGGGAUUGUGGAAUCAUUCAUAGUUUAAGUGACUGAUCUCAAUUACAGCGAUCAAUUCUUGAACGUCCAAUCCCGAGACUCUACGACUUUCAAAAAUCUUACCUCAAGAUUUACGAUAUGCCAUGCCCUGGAGUUAAGGAGUUUCAAACUCCCUCAGAAAGAUACCGUCUAAAAAAUAGGGCAUCAUCACUAAAUGAUGGGAAAAGGUGGCCUGUUGUAUUCAAGUAGUAGACCUCGAAAUGGUGGGCAGCUUCGUUGAAGCAAAAUCUGUAAUUCGUCGAAGAGCAUUGGAGAAAUAUUAAUUCCGCAAAGAUAUCAUUCUGAAAGGAGGUGACCGAUUUUGUUUGUGAAUGAAAUAUUGGCAAAGUUUCAUUUUGGAAAACUUUCCAUUUCAUUAAAGUUGAUUUUAUAUAAUAUUUAAGUAUGAACUUUACUUUCAUAUCUUAAAGUUAUUGAUAAGGAAAUAUUCCUACAAAGACGUGACAAUUAGCAGUAGUAGUUGUGCUACGCUGAGCGUAAGAAUAAUUCAGCUCUGAAGUGUGGCUAGUUUCCAGACACUGCGUGGAUCUGCUUCCUGUUAACUCAGUACUGCUGAUAAAGUAUGGAGUCAAAAAACAUCUCUGAUACCUGGAGUGCCAAAUGGCAUCAGCAGGAUGAUGUGUGUUAAAAUUAUUCCUGUGGCGUAUUGUUUAAAAUAGUUCCAAUGGCCUAUGCUAUAAAUUAAUGAUAGCAGUAGAUGUGUGGGAUGUUGGUGGCAAGAUACUGCAAUAUGUUUGUGGAUUACGGCGCUAAAGUGAGUUCCGGGUUGUUAUGGAGUAAACCAGCCGCAUAAGUUGUUUGUUAAAACAUACUUAAUGUCGACCAGUAGAUUCUGGUGAACUUUUGUUAAAUUCUGAUUUUACUCUUGGUGCAUAUAUAUCUUGUUUUGUUGUUAACGGUUGUAAAAAAAAAAGGACUGCACUCUUUGUUCAGUGUAUAAACCGGUGACUAUAUUGUAUAUAUUGUACCAUCACUUAUACCGUCGCCAUGACUCCCCAAACAAAAUUAUCAUCCAUGUUUACCAUAGUUACAAAUCAUCAAGUCUUCAUCCAGAGAUUUUUGGGGUUUUUUUUUGAGACGGGAUUGCAGUUUUUAUCAAGCCAUAAGCCCAUGUCUGGAUAUAAGCCCACCUGUGUCUUUUGUAAGAUUUGCAAUUCAUUGAAAAGUUAGCAAAAAAAUUUCAUUGUUCUGUGAUAAGCCCAUUCUCUACUUUUGAUUUGUAUUGGCCAUCUAGGCUUAUUACAGGAUAUGUAAUACAGGAGAAAAAUAAUGUGAACUAUAAACUUUGUUUGUUAUCUAAUUAAUCAUGAUCAUUAAUGAUAUAUGUGAAUUACUCAAGCUGAUUAGGUGAACUUUGAGUCUAAACAAUUUUAAGAUUUUAUUGUAAAUUUUUACAACGGUGAUAAAAGAUUUUUAACAAUUAUUGUUAUGCCACUAUAAUUAUAAAUACAAAAGGAGUAAUUAAGGCCAAUUAAAAAAAAUGCUGUUGUACGUCCCCUUUUCCUUCCUCUGUGGUAUUUACCCGAAACUUUUUUCAGAAGAGUAUUAAAGUAAAAAUAUGCCUUUUAUAUAACCUCAGUACAUUUAUUGGCAAAUGAAAUGCAGAUUGAUAAAGUUUUGGGGAAGAUGAAUGGGGUCAAUCAACAUGGUUUAAUUUGGCCAAGAUGAGAUACAUCCAAACUUUUAUUUGAAGCAUUGAUUAAUGGAUGUAUAUGGAGAGUGAAAUUUCUUAUCUGUUUUUUACAAUUUUUUGAAAAUAUUUGAAAUAUUUAAAAAGAAAAUCCACUUACUGAAUUCAUCAAACACCAAUCAUACAAAAAAUACCAUUACAUGACUGGAUCAUGGAUGUCGUUUCGGGAUAUCAAAUACUUCAAAAAGUGAACAUAGAAUUGAUUUAUACACUGAGAAUUAAGAUAAAGCAUUACUACGAAGUCUGCGUUUAAUUGAAUCCUGGGUUUUCUCAUUACAUACGAUCAAAUAUGUGGUUUUUGUAAAUGUUGUUCCGUUAAUAUCGUCGGUUUUGUCGCCCCUGUGUGAUACAAAUGUUAAUUUUUAAAUCAAAUGUUUUCCGACUUUAUAAUUACUCCCUUGUCGUUUACAUGUUAAUCAUGUCUGUGUAGUCUGUAAAAUUUAGAUCUACAUAAUAUUCAUAUUUACAUUAAUUCAUUGGUAAGUGUAAUCCUGGAAGAUUUGAAGUGAGACUGCCUUGGUCCAUAUGUUGCAAAAUAAUUAUGAUGUACAUUUUGUAUUCAUCAUUUUAAUGAAUUAAGAUUUGUAGAAUUGCAUAUCAAAUGUUAUAUAUAUUUUCAUAACUGUUCCAAAGGGAACAUCUUAUACAAAUAAACAAACAUGUCUAUAUAAUUCCAAUGACCAGAUCAUAUAAUGUUUGAAUUAAAAAAUAAUAAAUUGACAGUUUAUGUAUUGAAGUUUAGAUGAUGUGAAAUAAUAAUAAUAAAAAAAAAAAGAAGCUAUUAAUCUUUUAACUCUGCAUACCUUCCAAAGUUGAGUUUAACAUUGGCCGAGUUUGAAAUAAAACUAUUAUUUUCUAAUUGAUAUCAGGUAGGGAAUAACUUUCAUAACAAAUUAUCUCCCCUUAGAUAAUAUUAUGAUAUAAUAGCCUACACUAGUUUUAUUGAACUGGGUAGAUUAUUUACUGUAUCAGUCCGGGUAAAGGUCUCUCUCAAUUCAUUCAGGAUUUACAUAUUCCUUUUUGCAUGGUCGUACAUAUUCAAAUCAUGAAUCAUAUUUAAUGGUAUUAAUGUGGCCGAGCAUCUUCAGUUUCACAGAUCACUUAUUUUGUAAUGUGAUUCUGUAAGCAAACAAGUGUUUCCUCCUAAUAUUUCUGAAAAUUCUAAACUGUAUACUUCAAAAAAAGUACCUGAUAUAUUUAUUAUUCAGAUUUCAAGUUGUUUAUAUAGCAUUAGUAGUGACAGAUAUUCUGUAAAAUGUUUGAAUAUCUUGUGAUCUUCACAGCAGUAAGAAAUUAAAAAAAAAAUUAAAUAUGCUCACACAAAAUAAAAUGAAUUUCAUGAUAUUUACAUCUUGAAGUGUUAAGUUAAAAAACAUUAGAAAUAAAAACCCAGGUGCCUGAGAGACUGAAGAUGAAUCGUGGCCUAAUGUUGUCAUUUUAUUGAAGUAAAGCCCUGAUUUCCUUUCGUACAUUUAAACAUGCAUAUUCAUUAUUCAUCAUGGAAUUUGCAUAAUCCUUAACAAUUUGAAUAUUCAUGAAGGACUUGCAUAUUCCUUCAUAUGUAAAUUUUUAACAUUAUCAUGUUUCCUAUUUAUCAUAUAUUUACAUAUUCAUUGUGUCAUUUUAUAUUAACAAAAUUUUCUUCGCAUGAAAUGAUGACAUAUUGGUAUCUACCUUCAUUCCUGGUCAAAUAAAUAAAGCAUUUAUAAAACAUUGAAUGAAACAAAUGGACAGCUUUUUUAUGAUGGAUGUAUACAAAUGUAAUGAUCAAAAUUUGUUCUUCGCUCGUGAUCAACAGGCUUGUAUGAUUGAUAAUUUGUGCAAUGGUGCGGUGUUCUUCGUCUGUCUGUCCAGCUGGGUAGCCAGUUUUAUCUGUCUGUCCAGUAGGGUAGCCAUUCUCCCCUGCCCUAAAGUAUAUAACUGCAAUCCGAUCCACUGGCACUGCCAUUUUGUUUUCCAUGAAUGUGUUCCUUAAAUGAUCAACUUUCCUAAGAAGAAUAUGAUCCAUCUCAAGCGAUUCUUAUAGGACUGGGAAUUCAAUAGGAUCCAGAAGAGUGUGAAUUGGUGUUUUUUGGUACACAGUAAAAAUUGAAGUAUUUGAACAUUUGGGUUGAAUUCAUUAGAUUGAUAUAUAAUCACAGAAUCAGUCUUCGUGUUGUUGAAAGCUGGGCCAAUCUUGUUUGAUGACACUUAAUUGUCAUUUCUUUAAGAGAUUGCUCUACAUAACAAGAUUGUAGAUGUAUGUCAAGAUCACAGCUGCACAAGAAAGUCUAGGUGAUUAUGCAAAGAUGCAUUAGCAUUUUGUAUAAGGUCAAUCAAGAUUGUUCUGAUGGACAAGAUAUUGAUUUGUUUUGCAGGUAAUAUGGAUGAAUUGAUUAGGAAAAGGCGAAUUUCCUUGUCCAGCAUUAAAGGACAAAGAAGUCCAUUUGUUGAAAUAUGGAAGGAUAACCUUUCUUAGAGGAAUCAUGGACUUAAAGAAGCUUCCUGGUAUUAUCUGCUAAAAAAUGUUGAAAGGGACAUACAUUAAUUAAAGUUAUUUAGUUGUUGGGGUCAGAAAAGUGACAGCAUUAUAAUUAACAGAUUCUCUUCUGAAGAAAUAUUCUCUGAUAUCAGACAAUAGCUGUUGGAAGGACAUUAUAUAAUACAAUACUGAAACUAAAUCAUGCGAUUAAGAUUCGAGAUUAGUUAACCCUUUAAGAUAUCUUAUUUCAGACGUCUUAAUAAUCCACUCCAGUCGACUUCUAUGAUGUAUAUAAAGGGAAAUUGGGUUCUAUCUUUUCCUGAUGAAGUUUCCACACUCUUUGUUAUCGAUAUUGGAUGGUUAAUAUGUAUAUUACAGAGUAAGAAUAUACGGCACAUCAAGUUAUAGUUAUGUAAACAAGGUUAAAUUAACUAAUGUUUACCAAGUUAUAGUUAGCGUACUGUAAACGAGGUUAAAUUAACUAAUGUUUACCAAGUUAUAGUUAGCGUACUGUAAAUGAGGUUGAAUUAACUAAUGUUUACCAAGUAAUAGUAAAAGUACUGUAAACAUGGUUAAUUUAGUUUGUACUGUUUACUAGGUAAGUUUUAGUGCUGUAAACCAGGUUAGUGUUAAUAAAUUUACCAGGUUAGAGAUUGUACUGUUUACCAAGUUGAAGUUAGUACUGUAGGUUCAGAAUUUGUAUACAUACCAUUACCAUGCUUUAGUGAGAUGUUCCAGAUUUUGACUUGUACACCACUAUAGUAUUCCCAGCAAUGAAUAUUUAUUCAAUCCUGUGCAUUACACAAAAAGGGAAAGUAAAACUACGAAAAAUCAAAGCUGUUAAUGAAAUAUAUGAAGCCGUGAGAUGUUUUUGUCCAUCACAAUAAAAAUAUAUUACUGCUUGU